AUGCCUGCUCCCAUGAAGGGCCAGGUGUGCGUGGUGACUGGUGCCUCCAGGGGUAUUGGCAGGGGCAUCGCUUUGCAGCUCUGCCAGGCAGGUGCCACAGUUUACAUCACUGGCCGCCACCUGGACACGCUGCAGGCCACUGCUCAGGAGGCGCAAUCCCUGGGAGGCCGGUGUGUACCCGUGGUGUGUGAUUCAAGCCAGGAGAGUGAAGUGCGAAACCUGUUUGAACAGGUGGAUCGAGAACAGCAAGGACGUCUGGAUGUGCUGGUCAACAAUGCCUAUGCUGGGGUCCAGCCGAUCCUGAACAACUCUAAGAAGUCAUUCUGGGAAAGCCCCGCCUCCAUUUGGGAUGACAUCAACAACGUCGGACUCAGAGGCCAUUACUUGUGUUCAGUGUAUGGGGCUCGGCUGAUGGUACCAGCUGGCCGGGGGCUCAUCGUGAUCAUCUCCUCCAUUGGGGGGCUGCAGUAUCUCUUCAAUGUCCCCUAUGGCGUGGGCAAAGCUGCGUGCGACAGGAUGGCUGCUGACUGUGCUCAGGAGCUGCGGCGCCACGGGGUCAGCUACGUGUCUCUGUGGCCAGGGUUGGUGCAGACAGAACUGCUGAAGAAGCACAUAAUGAAGGAGGAGGAUGCUUCAGAUCCCCUGAUUAAGCAGUUCAAAUUUCGUUUCUCAUCCGCGGAGACCACAGAAAUGAGUGGCAAAUGUGUGGUGGCAUUGGCAACAGAUCCCAAUAUCCUGAGCCUGAGCGGGAAGGUGCUGCCGUCCUGUGACCUGGCGCGGCGCUACGGCCUGCGGGAUGUUGAUGGCCGCCCUGUCCAGGAUUAUUUGUCCUUGAGCUCCGCCCUCUCCCAUGUCUCCAGCCUGGGCUGGCUGGCGUCCUACUUACCUGGGUUUCUCCGGGUGCCCAAGUGGGUCAUGACCCUCUAUGCUAGCAAGUUCUAA
Messenger RNA from Rangifer tarandus platyrhynchus (Svalbard reindeer), 942 nucleotides. The record is from the annotation of a GenBank genome assembly. NCBI's taxonomy places the organism in Eukaryota, Metazoa, Chordata, Mammalia, Artiodactyla, Cervidae.